Messenger RNA from Fragaria vesca subsp. vesca, 1057 nucleotides. Its product is annotated as acid phosphatase 1-like. NCBI's taxonomy places the organism in Eukaryota, Viridiplantae, Streptophyta, Magnoliopsida, Rosales, Rosaceae. The record is from RefSeq and is a predicted model, not a curated record. The coding region runs from base 123 to 884 and encodes 253 amino acids. Gene Ontology annotation, molecular function: acid phosphatase activity. The transcript has 3 exons.
CCCCCAACACACUUUCCUUCCUCUCCCUCCGUUCUGCAGCUCUCUCUCUCCAUCUCUGAAAAGACCGAAAAACCAGAAAGCUCUUUUGCCUGCAGAAAAGACCUUUCUGGGUUUUCCGUCAAAUGGCCUCCGCCUUCCUCCUCCUCCUCAUCACCAUCCCCGCCGCGUUAUCUCAUUCGAUCCUCCAAUUCCCGCACGUCUCCGACUACGACCGGAAGCUCCGCGCCGACGACAACAUCUACUGCGACAGCUGGCGAUUCUCCGUCGAGACCAACGACGCCGGGAGCUGGGACAGCAUUCCCUCCCGGUGCGUCGCGUUCGUCCAGGACUACAUGACCGGCGACCGCUACGCCUCCGACUCGGCGAUCGUCUCGAAUUUCUCGCUGGCGUUCGGCCAGGGCGUGAAGCUCGGCGGCGACGGGAAAGACUCCUGGGUUUUCGAUAUCGAUGAGACGCUGCUAUCCAAUUUGCCGUACUAUCAGGAGCACGGCUUCGGAGCAGUGACAUUCGAUGAGGUAUCUUUUGAUAAGUGGGUGGAUUUGGCUGAGGCCCCUGCUAUCCCAGCAAGUUUGAGUCUGUACAAGGGGCUCCAACGGUUGGGGUUCAAGAUUUUCCUGUUAACUGGGCGGAGCGAAUUUCAGAGAAAUGCCACGGUGAACAACCUCGUAUAUUCAGGUUACAGCGACUGGGAGAGGCUGCUACUGAGGGGACCUUCAGAUAAAGGAACACUAGCGACUGAAUACAAAUCCAAGAAGAGAGCAGAACUGAUAAACGAAGGUUUCCGAAUUCAUGGGAGCUCGGGAGAUCAAUGGAGUGACUUGUUGGGCUUUGCAGUCGCCCGACGAUCCUUUAAACUUCCAAACCCAAUGUACUAUAUUGCGUAAAUAGUUCUGUAAUAUAAAUUUAGCAUUGCUGUAUUUUCUCUUCACUAUGUUCAUCAUGGCCACCAUGAAUAUAUUUGAUUUUGGUUGCCAUUUGGAAAAGCCUUGUACGAUAACAAUGUCUCUGCUACAAUCUUUCAGUUACAGACAAUGUAAAUCCCAUUUGAAUUUUAUAA